AUAGAGCUGGGCAUUGAGCUUUGAAAGUUCACUAGUUGACAGUAAUGUUCUGCAAACAACUUCCUGUUUACUACAAGGACUAGUUUUACUUGACCUGUGUCAUACCUCGUAUUUUUUCACUUGCUAAAUUUGACUUGAAACACUGCCUGGGCCACAGUUUGACCCUGGAACAGAUGAAUUGACUUGAUGUGAUUGUCUAUAAGGAGAAGAAGCACCACUCGAUGGAAUGUUUGUGCGCCUUCAUCCUCUUAAGUGUCUCUCCCCUACCUCCCCCCAUGCAGAAGUGAAGAUGUGUUUAUGUCUGCAGAAAAAGUGGUUGCCAAAUGCUGUGCUGCAUUCCCACACAACUAGGAGCCAGGACGCGUCAGGAGAGGAUCUUCCAAAGACGACUCGAGGGAUGAUGAUCAUAAAGUGUUGGAUGUCGCUUCAGCUUCUUCUGGGACACGUCUUGACGCUCCUGGCAGUCCAUCCAUCCUCCAGCAGCAGACUUGUGGCUUUGAGAGAAGAAGAAAGAUGUCCUCUUUUCUUUCCUCCUCUUCCUCCGCCAUUGUUUCCUCCCCUGCAGCACAGACAGGAAGUGACGGUUGAUAUAACAGAAUUCAUCACUGGACCUCAAGGGGAGAAGGGGGAAUCAGGUGUGAUGGGUCCCCAAGGAGAGAAAGGACUAUCAGGAGCAAUAGGAAAACCUGGUCACAAGGGAGAGAAAGGCUUCCGAGGCUGGCGAGGUCUUGAAGGUGCACCAGGAUCAGCGUGCGUGUUGAAGGGCAAUAAAGGACCAGCAGGUUUGCGUGGAGGCCAGGGCCUCAAAGGAGACCCAGGACCCUCAGGAGAUCCUGCUCAUCCAGGUGUCCCUGGCACGCCUGGACAUAAGGGUGACCCAGGCCUGCGUGGAGGUCCAGGUGUUGAAGGUGUCCAGGGUCCCAGAGGAGAGCCUGGUCUGAGAGGAACUAAGGGUUUGAAAGGACUUGGUGGACCUUCCGGACCGUUGGGUCACCUUGGAGCAGUUGGAGCGCCUGGUUUGACGGGACAACCCGGACUUCCUGGACAAGUGUUCCUUCUAGAAGGUCUACAGGGAGAAGCAGGAAGUCCAGGACCUCCAUCCUCAUCAUGCGGCUGCUCGCCACACCCCCGCCAACAACCCAGGCCACAUCGGGUCCAGAAGAUUUUCAUCGCAGACGGAGAAGAAGCUUUGAGGAAGCUGCAGAAGGAGAACACCAUGGUUCUACGUACUGACAAGAAGGCUCUUUACAUCUUCACUGAGCAGCAGUGGGUCAACGUACUGGAACAUGGCUUCCAUGAUGGAAUGUGGAUGGUGCAACAUGGCUUCCAUGAUGGAAUGUGGAUGGUGCAACAUGGCUUCCAUGAUGGAAUGUGGAUGGUGCAACAUGGCUUCCAUGAUGGAAUGUGGAUGGUGCAACAUGGCUUCCAUGAUGGAAUGUGGAUGGUGCAACAUGGCUUCCACGAUGGAAUGUGGAUGGUGCAACAUGGCUUCCAUGAUGCCAUGUGGAUGGUGCAACAUGUUUCCAUGAUGCAACAUGAAUGGUGCAACAUGACAUCCAUGUUACACGUGUGGUGCAACAUGGUGUCAAUGUAUUACUUGUGGUACAACAUGAUGCAAUACCAGUGGUGCAACAUGGUGUCAAUGUAUUACUUGUGGUACAACAUGAUGCAAUACCAGUGGUGCAACAUAGUGCCCAUGAUGUAA
This is a messenger RNA of Entelurus aequoreus (snake pipefish), 1705 nucleotides long. Its product is annotated as acetylcholinesterase collagenic tail peptide-like. Bases 227 to 1705 code for a protein of 492 amino acids. NCBI's taxonomy places the organism in Eukaryota, Metazoa, Chordata, Actinopteri, Syngnathiformes, Syngnathidae. The transcript is spliced from 13 exons. The record is from RefSeq and is a predicted model, not a curated record.